AUGGGAGUAGCUAUGGCAUCGACUGAGUGCGAUAAGACUUUUAACAUCACCGAAGAGGAAGUUUGGGAGUGGCUUUACACCUCAGCAGAGGAGGUCCUUAUUACUGCCGUGAUACCAAUUAUCUCUUGUAUUGGCUUUAUCUGCAAUUCACUGUUUCUACUCGUUAUCUGCUGCAAUCAUACCAUGAGCUCGGCAACUAAUAUUUACUUAGCUCACCUGGCCCUUGCCGAUCUGUCUUUCCUCUGUUUGUCUGCCCUGCAUCAUAUCUUGAGGUACAGCGCUUCACCAUUGUCAUAUGAUCAUUUCUUCAAGAACUCGGCUGAGUGCGUUAUGUUUUUCAUAAUUAUCAACACUGCAUACUUCGGAUCCAUUGCUUUGGUUACCAUGGUGACAGUUGAAAGAUACCUUUCGCUCUGCCACCCUGUGAGACAUCUUGCAAUCCGCAGUCGACAGCGAACCAAUAGAAUAGUUGCAACAUGCUGGCUGGUGGGGUUUGUGCUUUCGGUGCUGACCGUACCACGAAUUGCUGUACAUAACAUUCGUUGCCUACAUUGGCCUUCUGAUAAGGAAACUUACCAAAAACUCCCGUUAACAUAUUCUACUUGUCGUGCUGUCAAGCCAUGGGUAGCUUACUACACAGGACCAUUGCUUAACUUUCCUUGGUUGCUAGCGAUGAUUGCUAGUAGCUACAUGUACGUCCGAAUCAUACAGUUGCUGCACAAGCGCAGAAAUACCAAUAGCACAAUGCAGGCUGCUCGGACAACUAUGCGGAACCAAGUUGCGAAAAUGCUGAUCGUGAACGGUGUGGUAUUUUUCUUUUGCCAGAUACCAUACAGCAUUCUAAGUCUGACUGGAUGGAUUUGCUUGAUAGCCCAGGUUCCCAAUCCGUUAUACGCUGCUUCAAUUGAGAAACAAUUAGAAUGGAUUGCUAUUGUCGCUCAGUUGAUCAACAACAGUGUCAAUCCAGUGAUCUAUGGAGUGAUGAGCCCACAUUACCGAUCUGCAUUCUUAAAACUGUUUAAAUUUCAAUUCAAAAACCAAUGCAGACGGCGCCAAGUUCCAAAAAGCCUGACAACAGACCACAGUACCCAAGAAACAAGAUUGUGA
Messenger RNA from Asterias rubens (European starfish), 1107 nucleotides. RefSeq names its product growth hormone secretagogue receptor type 1-like. Lineage: Eukaryota; Metazoa; Echinodermata; Asteroidea; Forcipulatida; Asteriidae. Gene Ontology annotation, cellular component: plasma membrane. The record is from RefSeq and is a predicted model, not a curated record. Gene Ontology annotation, molecular function: G protein-coupled receptor activity. The coding region runs from base 1 to 1107 and encodes 368 amino acids. The transcript has a single exon. Gene Ontology annotation, biological process: G protein-coupled receptor signaling pathway.